Momordica charantia (bitter melon) is the source of this 1543-nucleotide messenger RNA. It is a transcript of the gene PCB2, whose product is annotated as NAD(P)-binding Rossmann-fold superfamily protein. Gene Ontology annotation, molecular function: oxidoreductase activity. NCBI's taxonomy places the organism in Eukaryota, Viridiplantae, Streptophyta, Magnoliopsida, Cucurbitales, Cucurbitaceae. The record is from RefSeq and is a predicted model, not a curated record.
AUUCAACCUUCCAAAACAAUGUCCCUUUGCUCCUCCGCCGGCGGCGCAUUCAACCUUCUCUCGCCAGCGAACAGAAGCAACUCAACCCGUUUCUCCUCUCACUUCUUCUACCAAAUUCCGGUGAGUUCAUUCUCCUUCUCUUUCCGAUCUUCUUCUUUACAUUUAUCAGAAACCCCCAAAUUCGACCGGGAAAGACGAAGCGGGAUUGCGGCUUCUUCGACCCCAGUUGUUGAGUCCACCCAAUCAAGGUUUAGGACCAAAACCCCUAAAGAUAUCAACAUUUUGGUGGUGGGUUCUACUGGGUAUAUUGGGAAAUUUGUCGUUAAGGAGCUGGUUAGUAGAGGGUUCAAUGUCAUUGCCAUUGCUAGGGAGAAGAGCGGAAUUAGAGGUAGGAACAGCAAGGAACAUGCAUCUAAUCAGUUGAAAGGAGCUAAUAUUUGCUUUUCGGAUGUGACCCAUUUGGAUGUUUUGGAGAAAUCUUUGGAGGAUUUUGGUGUCCCUAUUGAUGUUGUGGUUUCAUGCCUUGCCAGCCGAACUGGCGGCAUUAAGGACUCUUGGAAAAUUGACUAUGAGGCCACAAAAAACAGUCUAGUUGCUGGGAGAAAGCGUGGGGCUUCCCAUUUUGUAUUGCUUUCUGCCAUUUGUGUUCAGAAGCCACUGCUUGAAUUCCAGCGGGCUAAGCUUAAAUUCGAGGCUGAGCUUAUGGAAGCAGCCAUGGAAGAUGGCGGGUUUACUUACAGCAUUGUGAGGCCAACUGCUUUCUUUAAGAGCUUAGGAGGUCAGGUUGAGUUGGUGAAAGAUGGUAAGCCAUAUGUGAUGUUUGGGGAUGGGAAGUUGUGUGCCUGUAAGCCGAUAAGCGAGCAGGAUUUGGCGUCUUUUAUCGCCGACUGUGUGUUGAGUGAAGAUAAAAUCAAUCAGGUUUUGCCCAUUGGUGGCCCUGGGAAGGCGUUGACUCCGUUGGAGCAAGGCGAGAUCUUGUUUAGGCUUUUGGGGAAAGAACCGAACUUCUUGAAAGUGCCGAUUGGGAUUAUGGAUUUUGCCAUUGGAGUUCUUGAUUUCCUUGUCAAGUUCUUUCCCGCAAUGGAGGAUGCUGCCGAGUAUGGGAAGAUCGGGAGAUAUUAUGCAGCUGAGAGUAUGUUGAUUUUAGAUACCGAGACCGGAGAGUACAGUGCAGAGAAAACACCGAGUUAUGGGAAGGACACAUUGGAAGACUUCUUUGAAAGGGUCCUCAGGGAAGGGAUGGCUGGCCAAGAAUUAGGUGAACAGACGAUUUUUUGAUAUUUUCUGCAGAGCAACAGCUUGUUGAACUUGCCAGUCUGUGAUGGACGGUGCACGUGAAGAAGGUGCGUCGUUUCUUUGUCCGAAUCCCGACUGUUUUCCUUGAGUUCCUAUCAAGUUGUUUUCCACAUUACUUGCAUAUCUGAAGGGUUGUAAAUUGUCUUCAUUACUCUUCAAAACAAUAUCAUUAUGUAAUGAAUUGUGCCAUAUUUUUAUGCUCCAUAAUGAUUCUUCUGGUGAGCAUGCUGUUCAUGAUUGGUAGUUA